AUGUCAGCCUUUGUGCGACUGGGCUGCAUCGUUUUUCUUUCAUUUUCUUUUCUCGUAUCUGCCGUCCCGUUGAACGAACAUAAUGGCACCCAAUACACGACACCCAACGCCGUUAACAACCGACGAACCCGAGCCAUCGCGGCGGUGGUUCUGGCAUUCUCAUCUCUGAGUAUGACAGCUUCCCUGGUUGCCUUUUUCUGGGUUUGUCGCAUGGAAAAGCAAUUUCGCCACCGGCUUCUUAUGCUCGUGAUUUGCGGUGACCUGAUACGAGGAUUUUGUUUCGUUGUUGGAGCAAUUGUAAUGCUGGCUCGGGGACGUGUGGAAAGCACGUCGGCAUACUGCCAGUCGAGCGGGUUCUUCAUAGCGUUUGGGACGGAGACAAGUGAUUUUGCUGUUCUCAUGAUAGCGAUUCAUACCGCACUUCAGGUCUUUCGGCCCUCCGGUCAAGCACCUUCAGAAGGUCUGCAUCCGUACAAGUACUAUGUUUACGCAGGUGUCUUUUGCGCGCCCACAAUAUCAGCAAGCCUGGCUUUCCUCAACCCCCAAGGAGCGUAUCGCUUGCAGGGCGGCUACUGCUUGCUCCCAACCCGCCCGUUCUGGUACCGGCUAGCCCUGGCAUGGAUUCCGAGGUACUUUAUCAUAUUGGUCAUCAUCAGCCUUACCAUUGCGAUUUAUACAUAUGUUGGGUGGGAGUUUAAGAACUACAACGCAAUGAGCCGGAAACUGGGAUACACUUUGAACAAUGACCUCACUCGAACCAGUGUUGAUAUUCGCGCGUCUCAACCCAGAGCAUCGCUCUUUGUCGAUGAUUACGUGCCCAGCGAAGAAUUUGCAACCCGUCCCGCCAGUAUGAUGACCCAGCCAAAGAAUUCAGGCUUGCACUCACGACGCACUUCGACCACCUCUCAGAAACCUGUCACUGUACCGGAGCGUAGAUAUCCAGCCUCGUUGAACUGUAGCGAGCUUUGUGGAGCACCAGGACCAACAUCUAUCCUUGCCGCCUCCACCAGCCCCACAACUCCAGCCUUGGUGCGAAGCACACGACGUUUCCACGGCAAGCACAGCGGCCCGGGCCGGCCACCGCUAGUCUCUAUACCAUGUGGGCAGACUGUCGGACAGGUCGAAUAUGACGGCAGUUUACACCCAUGUGUGUCGUUAUCGCAUACGGAUAUACUGAGCGCCAGCACCCCGACGCUACAUGCCUUUCCGGGGGCUUCUAGCACGCCCGAACUUGCCCUGCUGGAGCCACCGUCUCCAGGAUUAAACCGCAUGAUUCGCCAGCGCGCACGCAUCCAUCGCCAACUACGCCUUACAUUCAUCUAUCCGAUAGUGUAUACUUUGAUGUGGGUGGCACCAUUUGUAUAUCACUGCAUGAUGUACGACGACCGUUAUGUGCAGAAACCGAUAUGGGCAAUAGGGUUAAUAAGUUCUUUUUGCAUUGUGAGCAUGGGCUUUGUCAAUUGUCUGGUGUUCUCGCUGCAGGAGAAACCGUGGAGAGGGAUAGCGACGAGCGACGGCACGCUCCUGGGCAGUUUUUUCGUUUGGAACGGAAGAAACGAUAGAUGGACCCGCCGAUUGCGUGGCCGAUCGCGGUCGGCUGGGGCCGGUGGGGCUCCGCGGGGCGAGGUGGCGCAACGUUCAUUAUCCGACGGGGGGUUGUAUGGACCCAGGCGGAGUAUAGGGUCGAGCGCGGGGUUCUGUGGGUAUUCGCGGGUUGAGAAGAAUUGGGCGAGGGAGAGGCUCGAGUGGGAGAGGCAAGAAAGAUACCGGGUGUUGCAGGAAAAAGCCAUGAAGGGAGACACGAGUAGUACACGGACGCAUUCGAUGUGCGAGAGCAGUUUCUGUGGAGAUGGCGAGCAUGACUAUGUGCAUGACGAUAACGAUGGAGGAGAAAUGACGGAUUGGAACACCGAGACUCGGGAUGAGGAGUUGAAAGGUUCGAAUAUACCCGCCAAAGGCAGUGAAACGAAUUCUUGA
Bipolaris maydis ATCC 48331 is the source of this 1977-nucleotide messenger RNA. Its product is annotated as G protein-coupled glucose receptor regulating Gpa2-domain-containing protein. Gene Ontology annotation, biological process: adenylate cyclase-activating G protein-coupled receptor signaling pathway. Gene Ontology annotation, cellular component: plasma membrane. NCBI's taxonomy places the organism in Eukaryota, Fungi, Ascomycota, Dothideomycetes, Pleosporales, Pleosporaceae. The record is from RefSeq and is a predicted model, not a curated record. Gene Ontology annotation, molecular function: G protein-coupled receptor activity.